AUGGUGUACAAGAUGCUGGCCUCCUUUGCCGGUAUUUCGGGCGCCAUGGGUGUCGGCCUUGGUGCCAUCGGUGCUCACGCUAUCAAGAACAAACUCAAUGCCCACCAGAUGGGAGCAUGGAACACAGCUACCCAGUACCAGCUCUUGCACAGUUUGGCGCUUCUUUACACAGUUAGCUUGCCCAAGACUGGACCCGUCGUCGCAGCCAGCUACGCUUUCGCUACUGGCAUCACUUUCUUCAGCGGUUCCAUCUAUGGUCUUUGCCUUACCAAGCCCGAGAACUCGAUCCGCAAAGUGCUUGGACUUAUCACUCCUCUCGGCGGUCUUUCCUUUGUUGCAGGCUGGCUCUUCCUUGCAUAUGCCAAGCGUCCUCGUUCUUGA
This is a messenger RNA of Ustilago hordei, 381 nucleotides long. RefSeq names its product related to UPF0382 membrane protein SAB0533. Bases 1 to 381 code for a protein of 126 amino acids. The record is from RefSeq and is a predicted model, not a curated record. NCBI's taxonomy places the organism in Eukaryota, Fungi, Basidiomycota, Ustilaginomycetes, Ustilaginales, Ustilaginaceae. The transcript has a single exon.